UAUUAGGACCAGCUUCUUGACAUUCACCAUAUUCCGUUGGUAAGAAAAUCAGCCACCAAAUUGUCGUUUUCCUCCAUGAAUCACAAUCCAUUUUGCUCGAUCAAUUCUAAUUUUUACGACGAAUCGUUUCGAUCAACUGCCCCAACUACUCUAAAUGGCGAAAAUGUGGUUUUGUCCCAAGAACAGCAGCGAAGAGUUUGCGACACAGUCAACACCUCUAUAGUCGGAUUCUCGGGAAAUCAACCAAUGCUGUGCGCUCAAAAGCAGCUGGUUCCUGGCGGCGUUUUGUUCACAUUUCCCGCAAGUGCAAAUGCCGCUCAGGGACCAUAUUUCAGAUGUUCAAUGUACCAACCACAAGUACAGCCUCCGCCUCAAGCGGUUGUAAGCUCAUUUUUUCCCUCAUCAGUUGAGUAUUCCCAACUGAAUCCUUGUGGGUUUCAACAGCCUCAAAAGACUUUCAACUUGCAGUUUCAUCGCAAUAGUAGCACGUCAUCUUCAGAUUUGCCGACUUACUUCCCAAAAGUUCCAGCGCCAAAAGAAUUUAUCUCAUCGACUCCCAAAAGCUGCCAGCAAUGCCACACGAUGCAACAGCUCAUGUUUCCCAGUCCUCCCAUAGACUUUUCAUCCAGAGUAAAAAAACUUGUUCUUUGCAAAACUGCCGGUCCACCAACUGGCCAUGUGGUGGAUGUUUUGGACCCAAAUGCUGACGAAAAGAAAAAAGUUUCCUUUUCAGAGGGACAGGAGCAAGCAACUAAAGAAGAGGGCAUUCAAAUGACCAGCGAGUGCAUUUGCGAUACCAAGAGAUGCAAACGCCAGUCGAAAAAGAGCAAAGGCAAAGCUCGUUCUCAAAACCAGAGCGACUCCUCGUCGGUAGGGACUCCAUCUACUGGCCAGAGCUCUGAGGAGGAAACAAAGCCCAAAAAGAAGCGCCGGAAGAACCGCAAGAAAAAAGGGGACAAAGAAGAACAAUCAUCGCAAGAUGAACUUGCUCAAUCUAAACGAACAAAGAGCAAACACAAGUUGAAAAAAGGAUUAUCUAAUGAAUUGGGCAGCGGUUUAAGCAGUGAAGAGUUAUCGGUUAUGACGAGCUCUUCCAACACAUCCACUGGAUCGGACGAUUGCCAGUGUCUGUAAAUGCAAAUAUUUUGUAAAAUUAAAAGAAACAGAUCAGAA
Molecule: messenger RNA, 1173 nt
Organism: Dendroctonus ponderosae (mountain pine beetle)
Lineage: Eukaryota; Metazoa; Arthropoda; Insecta; Coleoptera; Curculionidae
Exons: 6
Coding region: 76-1134 (352 amino acids)
Source: RefSeq, a predicted model, not a curated record